AUGUAUUUUGGACUUAUGGGUGAUGGGCAGCCAAUAGGACGCUACGAUGACAUGUGGGCUGGUUGGUGUGUCAAGGUGAUAUGUGACCACAUGGGAUGGGGAGUGAAGACGGGUUUGCCUUACAUAUGGCACAGCAAAGCCAGCAACCCGUUUGUGAACCUGAGGAAGGAAUACAAUGGGAUCUUUUGGCAAGAAGAGGCGAUACCUUUCUUUCAAUCUGUGACUCUUCCUAGUGGAUGCACUUCCGUGCAGCAAUGCUAUAUUGAGUUGGCUAAGCUUGUGAAAGAGAAGCUUGGGAAGGUGGAUCCUUACUUCAUCAGGCUUGCAGAUGGAAUGGUCACUUGGAUUGAAGCUUGGGAGGAACUUAACUCUCCAGAUGGUACUGAGGCCAAGGCACCAAAGGGCAAAGAUAAGUAA
Eruca vesicaria subsp. sativa (arugula) is the source of this 417-nucleotide messenger RNA. NCBI's taxonomy places the organism in Eukaryota, Viridiplantae, Streptophyta, Magnoliopsida, Brassicales, Brassicaceae. The record is from the annotation of a GenBank genome assembly.